AUGUUUAGCUCUCGUUCUGUGAGCUCGACGCUCUCAAAAAGUAAUCAAGAAUUGGAGAAACGAAAAAAGAAUGCAAUCUUUCUUGGAGACGUAGAUGCACGAUCUAAUAUCAAGCAAAUUAGUUUAAUUAAAACACUCGGAGAGGAAUUUGAUGUUUAUUAUUCUUCCAGAAAAUUCAAUCAUAAUAAGGAACACAUGCAUGAAAUCAAAGAGCCACGACAAAAACACAAGAGUAACAAGUACAGUACAACUGUUUCUGAUUUUUUAAACCCAAAUAUAGACAGUAUUGAAACGUUAAAGGCAUACUCUAUAUGUUGUGAAAUAUUGAGCUCGGAAAUUCUUUCAAAAGACGCGGAAUCUACAUCAGAUAUUUUGGGAGGAUCAGAUUUGGAAUUUUAUUACUUUGUCAAAUUAAAAGCCACCAGUGAAGGCAAAAUGGUCAUUCUGUUCGGAGAAAAGUUCAACGUGGAAAUGAAUGUUUGUCAAGCUGACGACAAUGCUGAACAGGAACAUGCUUCGUCCUCAUUGUCACACCAUUAA
This is a messenger RNA of Naegleria lovaniensis, 540 nucleotides long. RefSeq lists its product as uncharacterized. Lineage: Eukaryota; Heterolobosea; Eutetramitea; Acrasida; Naegleriidae. The transcript has 3 exons. The coding region runs from base 1 to 540 and encodes 179 amino acids. The record is from RefSeq and is a predicted model, not a curated record.